AUGAAUUCCCCUCCGGAGCCCCCAGAGGGCCCAGACGCUCCAGCAGAUCUGGACACCGACAGCCCGAUGAUGGUGCUGGUGGGCAUGGCCACCAAGCCCCUGCAUGUCCGCCGCCUCCAGAAGGCCCUGCGAGAGUGGGCCUCCAACCCAGGGCUCUUCAGCCAGCCCGUCUCAGCAGUGCCUGUCAGCAGCAUCCCCCUCUUCAAGCUUUCCGAGGCCGGUGGGCGCAAGGCGCUCAGCAAUGGGCACGCCAGCCCUGGUGAGGCUGCAGGCAAGGGGGGCAGCAGUGCUGGGACACCCCCAGCCUGCAGCCCCACAGAGCCUGGGGAGAAGCUGUCACCAUCAGCAGGCCCACCAUGGCCAGGGAGGAGCACCCCUGAGUCAGAGGGCGGUGGGGAUGAGGAGCCAGGGGGUCCCCCCUUCUCCCCGGGUGGGGGUGGGGGUGAGCAGCCAGUGGGCACGGAGGUGCUGGAGCCAGAGCUGGUGCGGACGGUGGCAGAGAGCGUGGAGCGUCUGCUGCAGAGCUACCCCCGGGGCGGCGAGGCUGAGCUGCGGGCCCUGAUGAAGCUCAACAAGAAGCUGGCCAAGGCUGUUGGGCACAUCUUCCAGCUGGAGGAUGGUGACCGGGCCAAGGAGGAGGAGAUCCGCCGGCACAGCGCGAUCUAUGGCCGCGGCGAGGCCCGGCGCCGUGAGGGCAAGCAGCUCACCCUGCACGAGCUCAUCAUCAAUGAGGCAGCCGCCCAGUUCUGCCUGCGGGACAACUCACUGCUGCUGCGGCGCGUUGAGCUCUUCUCACUCUCACGGCAGGUUGCACGGGAGAGCACCUACCUGUCGUCACUCAAGGUCACCAGGUGA
Messenger RNA from Chaetura pelagica (chimney swift), 855 nucleotides. RefSeq names its product NGFI-A binding protein 2 (EGR1 binding protein 2) (gene NAB2). Gene Ontology annotation, molecular function: transcription coregulator activity; transcription factor binding. Gene Ontology annotation, cellular component: nucleus. The transcript has 3 exons. Gene Ontology annotation, biological process: negative regulation of DNA-templated transcription. Bases 1 to 855 code for a protein of 284 amino acids. The record is from RefSeq and is a predicted model, not a curated record. Lineage: Eukaryota; Metazoa; Chordata; Aves; Apodiformes; Apodidae.